Messenger RNA from Eublepharis macularius, 840 nucleotides. Its product is annotated as beta-1,3-galactosyltransferase 5-like. Bases 1 to 840 code for a protein of 279 amino acids. Gene Ontology annotation, cellular component: membrane. NCBI's taxonomy places the organism in Eukaryota, Metazoa, Chordata, Lepidosauria, Squamata, Eublepharidae. Gene Ontology annotation, molecular function: N-acetyl-beta-D-glucosaminide beta-(1,3)-galactosyltransferase activity. The transcript has a single exon. The record is from RefSeq and is a predicted model, not a curated record.
AUGUCUGUUUUCCAGACAAACAACAGAGGUUUUUUGAAAGUGCCAGAUAUGGAUUGUAGAAAGAACCCACCCUUCCUGGUAAUACUUGUAGCAUCUCAUCAUGACCAGAUCAAGACUCGGAUGGCUAUCCGUGAGACGUGGGGCAAGGAAAGAGUAGUUGCUGACAAACGCAUUGUGACAUUUUUUCUUCUAGGAAGCACUUUGCAUCCCCAUGACCAGCCGACUAUUCUGAUGGAAAGUUUGCUGUAUAAAGACAUCAUCCAAAAGGAUUUUGUGGAUACUUACUAUAAUUUAACUUUAAAGACUUUGAUGGGCCUGGAAUGGGUUCGCACAUUUUGUCCACAAUCUAGUUUUGUAAUGAAAACUGACUCCGAUAUGUUUGUAAAUCCUUUUUAUUUGACAGAACUUCUUUUGAAAAAAAACAGAACCACUAGAUUCUUUACAGGUGCUCUAACAAUGCAUGGUCAUCCAGUAAGGGAUCCAAGGAGUAAGUGGUAUGUGAGUAGAGAGGAGUAUCCAUGGAACAAGUACCCUCACUAUUGUUCAGGAGCUGGUUAUGUUUUCUCCACCGAUGUUGCUACUCACAUGUACAUAGUUUCUAAAAAGAUCCCUUUUUUAAAACUGGAGGAUGUAUUUGUAGGUCUGUGCCUUUCACAUCUCAAAAUCAAACUGGAAGUGCUUUGUUCAAAGCCAGUAUUUUUUAUACGCCGGAUAGAAUUCUCUCCAUGUCGCUACAAGAAACUUGUCACAAGCCAUUUUAUCACACCUACUGAGAUGAUGGUGUUCUGGCAUGGACUAGAGAAGUCCAUUGAUGAAGAAUGUCCAGGUGGUCAUCCUUAA